CCGCGCCGGGCGCUCCCGCCUGACGGGGGCACGAGCGGGCGGGAACGCGGCACCAGAGGGAAACCCAAACCCGCCGGUGCCUCCUCCCCGCCCCCGGCUGCCCGCUCUGCCCCCCGCGCUGCGGAGCUCGAUGGAUUCCGUGUUGUCGCGCAAACAAACAAACAAACAAACAAGCGCUUGGGUGAGCAGCUGGGCGGCCGAGGGACGCGAGGGGAGAGGCAGGGCUUUGCCCUUCCUCCCGCCCCGCAGCGGGGAGGCUCCCGGCGGCUCUGGGCAGGGCCUGUGGCGCGGCUCCGUGUCCCGCUACGCCCCUUCCUUCCAGCGGCGGGCUCCGCGGCCGGCCCGCCCAGCCCCCUGGCCUCUGGGGCGGGCCGGAGGCAGCGCCCCGUCCCCCCGCCGGCCGCCGUGCCGCAGCCGCCCUUCCCCGGAGGCUGGACGACAGGAGUCAGGGCCGGGUCCCGGCACCGGGAAUUGCGCUUCGCUUCGGGAAUUGCCCCGCACGUAACCCGCAAGUUGCGUCCUGAGCCCGGCGUUUGCGUGUUGGGUGGUGCCUCAGAAGACAGAGGUUGGAAACCCAGUUGUUUGUGAUUGAGCAUGGCGGGGGAUGUAAAAAGAUUCACACGCAUGCUACUGGAAUGCAACAGCAAUGACAAGCUAUGUGUUGUGCGUGAAUACCAGACCGAAGUGAUUGUUGUCCCAGUUCUCCUUGUGGGUUUUUUUGUCAUCUUGCUAACUGUGAUCCUUUGGCUCCACUGUCGAGGCUUGCGAGCAAAGCAGGAGCAAUCAUCAUCAUCUGGACACCAAGCAAAUGAAAAGAAUCAACAGGAAUCUAACUCAACAGACAACCAUGAUAUCCAACUGAGUGAGACACCUGUGGAGAGCCUGCUAAGUUCUGCAUCCUUGACUCUGAAAGAACUGGAGAUACCACGAGAGAAAUUCUCACCAGGCACCUUGCAACUGAUAAAACAUGGUCGCUAUGGGAGCAUCUACAGAGCACAGCUGGAAACUGGGAACCCCCGGAAGACUAAGACUGUGGUAUUGAAAGCUUUACAAGACCUGGCUAGUCCUCAGAAAGUGAAGGAUUUCCUGGGAAGGAUUCAGUUCCAUCAAAAUCUUGGCCAUCAUGAGAACCUGGUUGAACUGAUUGGGUGCUGUGUAGACAAGCUUCCACUUUAUAUGAUCAUGGAAGAUGUAUCUCUUGGUGACCUGUUGACAUUUCUGUGGACAUGUCGGAAGGAUGUAAUGACAAUGGAUGGUAUCCCCUAUGACCUCACUGAGAGGCAGGUAUAUGAAGUUGGACAGCAGGUCGCAGCAGCUCUGGCUUUCCUUGAACAGAAGAAGUUGUUCCAUGGUUACAUUGCUGCCAGGAAUGUCCUCCUUCAUCACAACUUCACUGCUAAACUCUGUGGUUUGGGUCUGGCCUAUGAAACUCACACAUAUGGUGCCAACUCAGUCACACAGAUUGUUCCAGUCAAGUGGCAAGCACCAGAGCGGCUCCUGAAGAAGCCCCCCAGCAUCAAGGCAGACAUAUGGUCUUUUGGAAUUCUACUGUAUGAAAUGAUUACAUUAGGUGCUCCACCAUAUCCUGAGGUGCCACCGUCUGACAUUUUAUCAUACCUGCAGAGACAGAACAUUAUGAAGCAGCCCUCAAGCUGCCAGCAAGCCAUGUAUGGCAUAAUGAAAUCCUGCUGGCAGUGGAAUGCAACUAACCGGCCUUCUCCAGCAGAUCUGAUUCAGUGCCUAGAGAGAGCUAUGAAGACUAGCAAUGACCAUGCAGUACUGCGGGUGCCUGAGCUAGUGGUGCCUGAACUCUAUGCUGAUGUUGCUGGUGUCAAUGUGCACAGCCUAGUGAUUGAAUACACUAUACUCUGAAGGACCCUUUCACAUGUUGGUAAUGGGGUUUGUCCUUUCUCGACACUUUGUGUCUCUAGGACAACUCUCUGUGACACAACUCUACAUGGGACUAGUCUACAUGGGACAACUCUACGCAGGUCAACACAGCUCCUUUGAUGUAGUUUCCUUUAUCUCAUAAUUACAGGCAAAUGCUGCCAGUCCUCCCUUGGUGCACUGCAAGCUCUGCAAAGCCCUUGUGCAUUGAUGGGGCUGAUCACCUGAGUGCCUGGCAGCAAGUGAUCUCUUAUGGGAGUUAGAGGGGGAUGAUCACCAGUGAACUCUUUUCUACCAUGCCUGCAGUACACAUCACCUUAGGAGUAGGAGGAGAAGGUGUGCGGGCAGGGGGUUACGCAUCAGGGGAGGUGGAGGGGUGUGUGGGGGGGUUCCCCAGCAGGGGAGCAGCUGCAGGCUCAGCUCUGGGUCUGGGGGGGAAGCCAUCUGAGCUCUGCCUGGCAGGAGAGCCUGCUGGUUUGUUGGCCUCAGCUUGGUUUUUUUUCCUCGUAUUUUUGGGGGGGGUUUGUUGUUUUUUCUAAAUUGAGGGACUUCUGGGCAUGGCAUCCUACCACCCAGAAUCCUCCUCAGCCCCUGGCAACCAGGAAUGUCAGGAGCCCACAGUCCCCACUGCCAUGGCUCUCCUUCCCUGUCUGCACAACGUGCACAGCAGAACCAGCAGUGGAGCAGCCCUAGGGGCUCAGCAGGGGCCGUGGAGCAGCUGCCUGCUCCAUGGCUUCCCAAGAAAAAACUCUCCUGUAGUUCUCCCCACAUGCCUUGUAUCACGCUUGCGUGUUACCUGGCUGCACUUAAGCUGACCAAAAUUUUAAUUUUGUAUGUCACAUUUGAUGUAGCUGCCUUUAUCUCAUUGUUAUAUUUAAUGUUCUCUCCUAGAAUUUAAUUACCAUUAUUUUAAUUAUUGCACAUUUGAUGUAGUUGCCUUUAUCUCAUAAUUUAAGUAUUACUUUAUUAAUGAGUCACCAGAAAUGGCUGUAAAGCAAGGUGGACACCUCUGAUGGCUGAGCACAAUGAAGGCAUGUGAUUAAUCGACUAGCACAAAUUGAAGAAAUACCACAAAGCAGAUGAGCAUAUUUAAAAGACUGUGUCCAAUUGCAGUGAUACAAGCCCCAUAGAAUACUUGCAUGUCAUGUCUGACACCUAUAAAUUAUUUUAAUAAAAUAUUUUCUGAUGGUUUA
Molecule: messenger RNA, 3080 nt
Organism: Apus apus (common swift)
Lineage: Eukaryota; Metazoa; Chordata; Aves; Apodiformes; Apodidae
Gene: STYK1
Product: serine/threonine/tyrosine kinase 1
Exons: 11
Coding region: 595-1872 (425 amino acids)
Biological process (GO): positive regulation of kinase activity; multicellular organism development; cell surface receptor protein tyrosine kinase signaling pathway
Cellular component (GO): signaling receptor complex
Molecular function (GO): transmembrane receptor protein tyrosine kinase activity; ATP binding
Source: RefSeq, a predicted model, not a curated record